Molecule: messenger RNA, 3894 nt
Organism: Dovyalis caffra
Lineage: Eukaryota; Viridiplantae; Streptophyta; Magnoliopsida; Malpighiales; Salicaceae
Source: the annotation of a GenBank genome assembly
AUGUCAACUAAUUGCAAGUUUUCUGGUUCAAAUGGCACAUCGCAAGAAAGUUUCAAGCUGAGGAAGUCAAAGGAGCUUUUGCAUGGGCCUAAUUCUGCCAGGAAAUGGAGGAGAAAGUUUCUGUUUCUCUGGUUUUUAGGUGUUGCUGUUACUUUAGGGAGCAUUUGGUUUCUCUCGAACUUCCAUAGUGGGGCGCUGGGAAGUAAAGGACAGAGUUUAGAUUCAUGUGAAGGAGGAGCUUCCGUCUUGCUUCACCAUUUCAAUGUCAGCAAGAACCAGCUUCAUGCUUUGGGUUCUUUGUUCUCUGAUUCAGAUCAGAUAGCAUCCCUUGAGUGUACCAAGGAACCAGCACCUGAAAUGCUAAUAAAUGAUGGCAUUGCCUGUGCACUGAAGGUACCAUGUUCAAAGAAGCAGGAAUUUCAACAACACAUCGGAUGGGUUGCUGAAGAUUUAAGGCCUAAUGGUAAAUGCCUGGUUCAAGAUGAGAAUGAAUUCAGGAAGCUUGAUCAAUCAAUUCUGAACGAGUCUGUAUCAUUUGUUUCACAAUCUACAAUUUCAUCAAUGUCACAGGAUUGUGGAAAGACAAGGGAAGUGGACUGUUCAGAAGAUAAUUGUAAAAUUUUGUCAUUUGAUUUGGUAAAAGAAUGUUGGUGGGUCCUUGUUGGAGUGAUAGUGAGCAGCAUACUAUUGGGUUAUCAUGUAAAGUUCUGGGGGAAGCAUUUGCAGAAGCUAGUUCAGCUGGAGCCAGUGCCUCAGCAGCAGCAACAAAUGUUGCAGAUGAAUCAGCAACCACUAUUCCAGAGUCCUCCUAGAGGUGCUGGCAAGUGGAGGAAGAAGCUUCUUAUAAUAUUUGUCAUGCUUGGAGUGCUUGUGUCUAUUUGGUUGUUUUGGCACUUGAAUCAAAAGAUAAUAACAAGGAGGGAAGAGACUCUUGCCAACAUGUGUGAUGAGCGAGCACGAAUGUUACAGGACCAGUUCAAUGUUAGCAUGAACCACGUACAUGCCUUGGCUAUCCUUGUAUCAACCUUUCACCAUGGCAAAAAUCCUUCUGCUAUUGAUCAGAAAACAUUUGGUGAAUAUACCAAGAGAACAGAUUUUGAGAGGCCACUUACUAGUGGUGUUGCUUAUGCUCUGAAAGUUCCUCAUUUAGAGAGGAAGCAAUUUGAGAAGCAGCAUGGAUGGACAAUUAAGAAAAUGGAAACGGAGGACCAGACUCUAGUCCAAGACUGUAUUCCAGAUAAAUUGGAUCCUGCGCCCAUCCAGGAUGAAUAUGCACCUGUGAUUCUUUCUCAAGAAACAGUUUCUCACAUUGUCUCCAUUGACAUGAUGUCUGGAAAGGAAGACCGUGAGAACAUCUUACGAGCAAGGGCAUCUGGCAAGGGAGUGUUGACAUCUCCUUUUAAGCUUUUGAAAUCAAAUCAUCUGGGAGUUGUACUCACAUUUGCUGUCUAUAGUGCGGACCUCCCUCUAGAUGCUACUCCAGAACAAAGAAUUGAAGCCACUGUUGGGUAUCUUGGCGCAUCUUAUGAUGUACCAUCUCUAGUGGAGAAGCUUCUGCACCAACUUUCCAGCAAGCAAACAAUUGUUGUAAAUGUCUAUGACACAACUAAUGCAUCUGCUCCCGUUCUCAUGUAUGGCACUGAUGUUACCGAUACUGGCCUUCUGCACAUAAGUGGUCUCGACUUUGGGGAUCCAUUGCGGAAGCAUGAAAUGCAUUGCAGGUUCAAGCAUAAACCUCCUUUACCUUGGACAGCAAUAAAUGCAUCAGUUGGAGUCCUUGUUAUUACUCUUCUUGUUGGCCACAUCUUUCAUGCAGCCAUUAGUAGGAUUGCAAAGGUUGAAGAGGAUUAUCGUGAGAUGAUGGUGCUCAAAGCUCGUGCUGAAGCUGCAGAUGUGGCAAAAUCGCAGUUUCUUGCAACUGUUUCCCACGAAAUCAGGACCCCAAUGAAUGGUGUUUUAGGUAUGCUGCAAAUGCUUAUGGAGACUGAUCUCGAUGUAAACCAGAUGGACUAUGCUAAGACUGCUCAUAGUAGCGGAAAAGAUCUAAUCGCACUGAUCAAUGAGGUUCUAGAUCAGGCGAAGAUAGAAUCAGGCCGGCUAGAAUUGGAAGAUGUUCCCUUUGAUCUGCGUGCUGUUCUCGAUAAUGUUCUAUCACUUUUUUCAGGAAAAUCAAACGAAAAAGAGAUCGAGUUGGCUGUUUAUGUUUCUGACCGGCUUCCAGAAGUUGUUAUUGGUGACCCUGGACGGUUUCGGCAGAUAAUUACGAAUCUUGUUGGAAAUUCGAUGAAGUUCACACGCGACAAAGGGCAUGUGUUUGUCUCAGUGCAUCUAGCAGAUGAAGUGAGAAGCCCUCUUGAUGUCAAGGAUGCAGUACUAAAACAAGGCCUGGAGUUUGUUCAGGAUACAUCAAGAAAAGUUUAUGACACGUUGAGUGGGUUUCCUGUUGUCAACAGAUGGAAAAGUUGGGAGCAAUUUAAGAAGUUAAGCUGCAUAGAUACUAAGGAUGAACCUGAAAUGAUUAGAUUACUAGUUACAGUCGAGGAUACAGGGGUGGGAAUACCUGAAGAUGCACAGACCCGUAUUUUCACACCUUUUGUCCAAGCUGACAGUUCCACUUCCCGGGAAUAUGGUGGAACGGGAAUAGGAUUAAGUAUUAGCAAAUGUCUGGUGGAUCUCAUGGGUGGGGAGAUUGGGUUUGUUAGUGAACGUGGCAUUGGCAGUACCUUUUCGUUUACUGCUUCGUUCAGGAAAGGAGAAUCAACUUCUUUGGAUAAAAAGUGGCAGCUCUACGAUACAGCUGUUUCGAAAAUCCGAGGAGGGAGAGCCUUGGUAAUUGAUAAAAGCAGUGUCCGAGCUGAGGUCACAAGAUAUCACCUGCAGAGAUUGGGAAUAACUGCAGAUAUAGAACCCAGUCUGAAGUCAGCAUGCUUCUAUCUAUCUAGUGGUGACUACCCAAGUGUUCCAGCAGAUUUGCGUAUGGUUCUUAUUGACAAAGAUGCUUGGGACAAGGAAUCUGGCAUUUCUUUCUAUCAUUUGCUGAAAAUGCCCAAGAAAAAUGGUGGGACAGAUAUCCGGGUAGACCUUUCGAAGAUUUUUCUUUUGGCUACUGCCAUCAGCUCUGAUGAUCGCUCAGAGCUAAAAACCUCUGGUUUGGUAGAUAAUGUACUGAUGAAACCUCUACGGUUAAGUGUCUUAAUCACUUGCUUCCAAGAAGCCUUUGGAAAUGGUAAGAAGAGUGAAGUAAAUAGGAAGAAACCACCAACAGUUCAGAAUUUACUUAGAGGAAAACAAAUUUUGGUGGUGGAUGACAAUCUGGUUAACAGAAGAGUGGCUGAAGGUGCCCUUAAAAAGUAUGGAGCAAUUGUUACCUGUGUGGAGAGUGGCAAGGCUUCUUUAGAAAAGCUUAAACCACCACAUGGUUUUGAUGCUUGCUUCAUGGAUUUCCAAAUGCCAGAAAUGGAUGGCUUUGAAGCUACCCGUCGAAUCCGGUCUAUGGAGAGGCAAUGUAAUGAGCAAAUUGCAUCUGGAGAAGCAUCAAUGGAGAUGUUUGGAAAUGUGGAAUAUUGGCACACACCAAUAUUGGCAAUGACAGCUGAUGUGAUUCAGGCAACAAAUGAAGAAUGUCUGAAGUGUGGGAUGGAUGAUUAUGUAUCAAAGCCAUUUGAAGAAGAGCAGCUUUACAAUGCUGUGGCACGUUUUUUGAGUCUAGUUGACAGAGUGGAUUGGCAUACUAGAAGUUGCUUACAUCUCUUCAGCCAGCUGGCUGAUCCUUGUAUUUUGGUUGACCCUAAAUGCAUUUGGUUGGCUAACUGGCAACAAGCCUCAGCUAUGAGGUCAUGGAAAGAAUGGUUGAUGCCACGUUUUUCUUAUCUUUCCACCUCUGGUAAUUUCUAG